UAUGGAAAAUGGGAAAUAUGGAAAACACACCCGUGACAUCAACCCUUACCCAACCUCAAAACGAAAGCUACUGAUCAGAAAGUGAAAUUGACUGAUGGUGGCAGACAGAACGGCUCCGCAGCGACGCUGAUAAAAGAGUAUUCUGGAAGUGGCUGGUGUCGAGAACAGAGGGUACAUUGCGGAGCCAGAUGUGACUGGGGCAGUGCAGGUCCAUUUGUACUCCGAUUUCAGGAGAGUUGCAGAUCUCUACAGGACUUGAACAUCUCCCUUUAAUCCUCCAUCACGAUGCCUGUGGACUUCUCUGGCUGGGAGGUGGUCGAUGACGGCGCUUCCUUUACUGGUGUGCUGCUGAAAACCUCUCAGAAGCCUCAGGACCAGGGCGUUUACACUAUGUACCACGGGACCAGCGUUGCCAGUGCACGGCUCAUCAUUGCCCAUGGUUUCAAACAGUCGACUGGUGGCAUGCUGGGAAAGGGCGUGUAUGUCAGUCGCAGUAUGUUGAAGGCAUCCAGUUAUCCUAAGGGAAGUUCCCAUGCAGACCGUGUGGUCCUUGAGGUCCUGGCGCGGGUCGGCCAUGUCAAGCGCAUAGACAAGGACAAUCACCCUCUGCAGCUCACCUGGAGCUCACAGGGCUACGACACCGCCUGGGUGCCCCCUAACUGCAACAUGAAGUCUGUGCCCAGCGGAUUAGAGGAGGAUUGUGUGUUCGACCCCAAUAGGGUGAAGGUGGUGUGCAUCGCAGAGGCCCCGAACGCCACCAUCAAGAAGGAGCUUCAACAGCUUGUGGCGAGGAGCUCCACACGCGUAGGUGGUGGCAGUGCUCCAGACAGGUGCUCACUGUGUAAGAGGACGACCCAGCAGGGAUCCCAGCACAUCGAGCAGCAGUGCUGGAAGUGCGGGAAACAAAUCUGCAUUCUCAUGUCCAAGCAUUUCUGUCCAGUGAAGUAAAAGCAGAGGGCCCGGGGCGAGUUUUGGCAUGAGAACCACGGCACAGUUGUACUGACGGGAAACACAAUCACAUCAACACACAAUGAUGUACAAUCUUCACCCUUCAAGCACCUUUAGUCACCUCACAGCAUCACGUUACCCACCACUCGUACCAGUAACAUUGUCUUUCUUUAGUGGUCAGGUCACAGAUCCGCAAAAACAUGCAACAUCACCACGUACUGUGAUUCCUUUUCAUCAUAUACAUACAUAUAGACGUCCAGAUUUUUCAGAGUCUGUAUAUCUCUGCAUUAACAGUUAAUGGUAAACAUAUCUUUACUAUAAUAUGUAUUGCUGAUUUCUUCUGCACAGGUUUUAUACUCUCCGAUCAUCACGCAUAAUGAAUUUGUGCCUCAAGUUGAAAAACUGUUUGUAAAGCAGCAAUACUUUUUCUCUGUUUGCCAGUUGAUGUGAUAAUAAAAUAUGAUUUUGA
This is a messenger RNA of Pleuronectes platessa (European plaice), 1417 nucleotides long. It is a transcript of the gene gig2p, whose product is annotated as grass carp reovirus (GCRV)-induced gene 2p. Gene Ontology annotation, cellular component: cytoplasm. The transcript has 3 exons. Bases 286 to 948 code for a protein of 220 amino acids. Gene Ontology annotation, molecular function: NAD+ poly-ADP-ribosyltransferase activity. NCBI's taxonomy places the organism in Eukaryota, Metazoa, Chordata, Actinopteri, Pleuronectiformes, Pleuronectidae. The record is from RefSeq and is a predicted model, not a curated record.